AGCAACAGAACAACAACAACAACGAGAGGCCACAAAACGCAGCAAUAGCAACAACAAUAGCAAUAACGGAUAAUAGACGACAAACACACAAAGCGCAAAGAGACCGAGACCGAGAACGAGAACGAGAGCGCGAGCAAUAGUGUGAGAAAGGGAGUAACAAAGACGUAGCAGCUGACUGAACAUAAUCAUAAAAGGAAUAACAACAACAAUAAAGAUGCACUCACUGCCGCUGCUAUUGCUGCUCAUCGCGCUGCCGGCGCUAGCGCUGACUGAGAACGCAACGCUGCCCGCUGUCGAUGCCGGUGUGCUGGGCAGUCCUAGCUUUAGUUCAAGCACAGCUGCACCGCCGCCGCCGCCUCUGUCCGCUGACUACGACAACUUUACCGUUAGCAGCAGUAGCAGCGAUGCCAGCGCUGAGCAGAGCAACAACAACAACAGCAGCAGCAGCAGCAGCAGCAACAACAACAACAACAACAGCAAUAGCAGCGCAGCGACAGCGAUUACGACAACAACAACAACAACUAGCAGCGCUGCAGCUACUUUGGCAGCCAUUGAGCAACAGCAGCAGCAAGAGACUACAUCCAGCGUCGGCGUCGCUGUUGCAGCGCUGCCGCCCACAAGCAAUGGUAAUGGCACAGCAGAGGCACCAGCGACGGUGACGGCGACUGCAGCAGCGCCGCCACAUGAGAUAAUUGGCUCGGCCACGCCCAAUAAGGGCGAACAGGAAGCCAUUUUACGUGCCUUGGACUGGCUAAAGGAGAAACGCGCCUCGGACUAUGGCUGGGGCAACGACACGCACGUCGUCAUCCUGGCCAAGGAGCUGUCCGGCGGUCGGGACCCCAACGAGAGCGCCGACGCCCAUUUGCUGGUGAUACAAGAGCUGGAGGACACGCUCUCCGUCAAGGAGAUGGAAAUCGAGAUCUUGGCCAUGCUCGAUCGCCAUCAUACGCUGCCCAAGCCGCUCAAUCUGGACAAGCUGGCCCGCUAUGUGCUGGCCCUCGGUUCGCUGUGCAAGGAUCCCAAGCAUUUCCAUGGCCACGAUCUGGUGGCCACGCUGCAGCAUCACGAGCCCGCCCAGGACAUCGAAUUCGCCUUGACCACCCUCUCCGCCUGCAGCUCGGCGGCGCACGUACGCAAGCGUCAGAUACGUCGCCUCCUGGACAUAGCCAGCGGCGUUACGGACCAGAGUGUCGAUGCCAUUGCAAUGGUGAUCCUGGCGCUGCGCUGCAUUGUGACCGAUCAUCGACACCGCCAUCUGCAGCACUUUGUGCGCCGCCCGGCCCGCGGCCUGGCCAGCCUGCAGGAUCAGCGCGGCAGCUUUGGCUCGCUGCGCAGCACGGCGCUGGCCAUGCAGGCUUUGCAGGAUCUGGAGUAUGAUCCGGCCGGGCACUGGAAUCGCACAGCUGCCUCAAGGUAUAUACUGAGCAGGCAGCGCGCUGAUGGCGGCUGGAGCGAGGAGCCGCUCCAGGAUGGCCAGGAGCCGGACAUUGGCGUCGGCCUCACCGCCGACAUCAUUCUAGCCCUCGGCUGGAAGGGACUGGGCGCAGUGCGCGCCCUCCAAUGCGACCAUGUCAUACGAGAGAGCAACGAUCCCACAGAGAAUGGUGAGCCGAAGCUGGCGUUGCCCUUCGGACUUAGCUCCUCGGCCGAGGAGUCGGACUCCAAGAACAUCUCGUACACCUACACCCUGUGGGUGGGCUCCAAUGUGACCGAGGCCUUCUCCCUCUCGCUCGUCUCGCCAAAGAACACGAGCUUCUUCAAGGCCAUGACACAAGCAGCCGAACUGGAUCCAAGAUUCGUUUUCGAGGCGCGCGAGUGGCCCAAUGGACACUAUGUACACACGCUCUAUGGCAAGAACGAGGAGCCGCGAGGAUAUCACUAUUGGCUGCUCUACAGAUUGCCCGAGCUACCCGAUCCAAAUAAUACGCCUGGGAAUCAGCUUAUUGCGCCUGUUGGUGUCGAUGAGCUAAUGGUCGAGGAUGGCGAGCAUUAUCUCUAUUGGUAUAAGAAACUUUAAGCACGUGACACGAUUUGCCGGCCUUAGUCCCUAAAAACUAAAGAUAAGCCACUAACUAGCAGGAUACUCCAAGGAUAUAACUACAACAACAACAACAACUAUAAC
Drosophila hydei is the source of this 2122-nucleotide messenger RNA. RefSeq lists its product as uncharacterized. NCBI's taxonomy places the organism in Eukaryota, Metazoa, Arthropoda, Insecta, Diptera, Drosophilidae. The transcript is spliced from 6 exons. Gene Ontology annotation, biological process: cobalamin transport. Bases 215 to 2017 code for a protein of 600 amino acids. The record is from RefSeq and is a predicted model, not a curated record. Gene Ontology annotation, molecular function: cobalamin binding.